Molecule: messenger RNA, 588 nt
Organism: Megalopta genalis
Lineage: Eukaryota; Metazoa; Arthropoda; Insecta; Hymenoptera; Halictidae
Product: MD-2-related lipid-recognition protein
Biological process (GO): intracellular cholesterol transport
Source: RefSeq, a predicted model, not a curated record
ACCGAGAGUCAUCACUUCUUCACUUCGUAACGAACAUCCGGUGAGGAUGAACCUAAACAGUGAACUCGUCCUCGUCUUCCUGGCCCUAGCCUUGACGGCUGUCUGCGCGGAAUUCGUGCCGCCGCGGCCGUGUCCGUAUGCUGAUCCUAACACUGUAUCGAAUUGCACUGUUAACGAGGUGUACAUAAAUCCAUGUAAGGAAAUUGCGGACUCGAAACCAUGUAAACUAAAACGCGGGAUUACCUCAAAUAUGACUAUUCAUUUCACACCUAAUUUCACGUCGGACACAAUGACAGGUCGAGUAUUUUGGGCGAGUCAAUUGACGGAUAUCCCAUUCCUGGGAAUGGAUGCUAAUGCUUGUUUAUCGACUACGUGUCCAGUCAAGGCGGGCGAACGAAAUACUUUCUUUACGGAAAUACCAAUUUUAAAGAAAUACCCUGUUAGAAUGUAUGAUCUUAAGUGGAGAAUAUGGAAUGAUCAGAAUCAAGAGUGUUGUUUUAUGUACCAAAUUAAGAUAACAAAGUAAUUUAUUAUGCUCAAUUAAUUUCGAUAAGUUAAUCGAAUAAAUCCAUUAUUGAACCAACAAAA